AUGCCGUUUUCAACAUACGAUGCCAGUGUUGGCAUGGUCCUUAAGACCCUCAAGUCUCUCGAUGCCAUCCUCGCCAGCGCUGAAGAGCACGCCGCAACCAAGAAUCUCAAUGUCGAUGACUACGUACAGGCUAAGCUGUACGAAGACAUGAAACCCCUCGACUUUCAGUCAACUUUCGCUGGCCUCCGCAAACAAACCACAGACGCCAUAGCUUCCCUCCAGAAGGUGGACCCCGACUCUGUCGAGGGCAAGGAGACGAGACUCAUCACGAUGGGCCUCGGUCCCGGCAAAACCAAGGAGCUUUCUGCGAAGGACUACAUCGUCGGAUACUCGGUUCCCAACAGUUUUUUCCAUCUGCAGACCUCCUAUGCUAUCCUGCGGCAACAAGGAGUGCCCCUGGGCAAACGUGUCUACAUCGCACCAUUCUCUUCGUAA
Histoplasma mississippiense is the source of this 435-nucleotide messenger RNA. RefSeq lists its product with no specific name. The transcript has 2 exons. The record is from RefSeq and is a predicted model, not a curated record. Bases 1 to 435 code for a protein of 144 amino acids. NCBI's taxonomy places the organism in Eukaryota, Fungi, Ascomycota, Eurotiomycetes, Onygenales, Ajellomycetaceae.